AUACCGGUUUGAGUCGAAGCUGGUUGCGAGGGAAGCGAUCUGAAAUGUUGAGGACUUGAUCAAGUCAUUUCGCCAUUAGGGGUCCACUUUAGGUUUAGUAUAUAGACACUUGACGGGAUGUUGCUAGUGUCUGAUUUACAGCAGUAACUGGGGGACUAUAAAGCCUUCGAGUGGAGACAAACCCGCCGCCGGCUGAAACACCACAGCGUUUCAACACCUGCACAGCACUACACAGAUGGCCCGGCUGUAGACAAGAUGGCGGGCCUGGAGCUGCACGAGGCUGCGGCAGUGAGCGACUAUGACAUGCUGGAGGAGUACCUGCGCAGCGGCAAGUUUGACAUCAACUUGAAGGACGAGGAUUGGCACAACAUGACUGCCAUGCACUGGGCCAGCGCUAAAGGGUUCGGGGAAGGGAUCCGCCUCCUGUUGGAGCAUGGUGCCAAAGGUUCUUCUCGCACUGAUACAGGCUGGACUCCCGCUCACUGUGCAGCAGAGACUGGUAAACUGACGUCGUUGCGAGCUCUACACAACGCAAACGUUCCAAUUGACAGGAAAGACAAGUAUGGCGACACCCCCCUGCGGAUAGCCACGAUAUACAAUCACAAAGACUGCAUCAAAUACUUGAAACAAGCAGAAGUGGAGCAGAAGGAGAGGAGAGCUAGGUUGGGUAUUGACGAAAACUCCGAUGACGACUACGACGACGAUGACGAGCGAUGUCGCAGUGGCAAGUGAAGACGUUGAUAACGUCACUGCUGAUGCUUCCAUGUAUAAGUUAUCCACGGGGUGAAGUGUGGUUACGCUGAUGAUACACUAGCGGAUCCAGAAGGGGAUGCGAGAUUGGUCACACUCCCUUGUUUCAGACACUGAACACCUUAACUGCGUCCUUAGUCAAGUCGUUGUUUCAAAAAUAUAGCUUGUUUUACAUGAUAAUUUCUCGGGAAAACGGUUAUGAUGAUAUGUAUAUUGGUUUGCCUCUUAUUAUUAUGAAAAGAAAGUUGUACACAUGAAUGCUCUGACUGAUACGGUUGGUAUUACAAAAAGGUUUAUCUUAAAGGGACACUUCGCUCUUCAAUCAGGCAGUCCUUCGUCCCCCAGCUCAUCGACGUAUGAAUCUAGUUGUCGCUUAUCACAAUGUGUAGACCUCACUGCAAGACCGUUGAACAUACACACUUUUAAACAAAUACCUUCUGCCCCGGCCUUCUCCUUGAGGGCCAUCGACAAAGACGUGACUAGGAUAUAUUUAAACAGGUGUCAUAUCAAAUGUACCGUUGUGUCUUUUCAGCUGUGCUGUAAAUGACUGUUCGUGUUAGCUUUAUCCAGCUUUCAAUCUAAAUACUAACUGCUAGUCACGAGUUUAUGAAUGUUUGCAUGCAUGUACACAUGAGCCCAUAUAAAUCUUACUGCAGCUACACGUAUAUCCCAGGCGGCUAACAUUUCAGUUAUUGCCUGUCCUCACAGUUGUUAUCAUCAAAGAAACGUGUUUACACAUUGAUUGGUAAUAUUGGAAAUGUAUGAUUGACCAUUGCUGAACUCGAGUCUCAGAAACCUUCUGUUCCAGGACAUAGAUGAAAAAGUAAUUGUAGUGUUUGUGUAAGUAGCGUGAGAGAAUAUCAAAGUGAGCAUUUCUUGAACCAAGUUUUCUUUAACCUCCGCAAAUACCAAAUCCCCAGCGCCGACCAAAUAUUGUGUGUGCGCGCGCGCGCGUGUGUGUGUCUGUCCGUGACUGUGUGCCUUUGGCCUUUAAGUGCAUUUAUCCUGAGACGACCUCCCUACCCCUGCAGCUGACCCCGGAGUGAACGUCUUUGCCUUUAUCACAUACUGCGGUAGUAGAUGUUGCUGUGAAUAAAUAACAUCGGAAUUGUACGUGUACGUUUAUGAUGCUGAAACAUUUUUAACCAUUCUAUGUGAACAAACAUGACUCACUGAGAGUACUGUGAUAAAUAAACUAUACAUAGAUCUUA
Messenger RNA from Haliotis rubra (blacklip abalone), 1961 nucleotides. RefSeq names its product ankyrin repeat domain-containing protein 66-like. The coding region runs from base 256 to 732 and encodes 158 amino acids. Gene Ontology annotation, molecular function: protein binding. Lineage: Eukaryota; Metazoa; Mollusca; Gastropoda; Lepetellida; Haliotidae. The record is from RefSeq and is a predicted model, not a curated record. The transcript has 4 exons.